AUGGCAGCAAGGGAGGCUCAGAUGAGCUGGGGGCUCCAACCUUCCCAGGUACGACCAGGUUACAAAACCCAGGGGGGUUCGGACCAAGACCCUGCAAAACUUUCCGACGAGGAUCUGCAAAAUGAGACGGUCUCAAUUCAAAAUUUGGAAACCAAUGAAUCAAUUCGGAAAAAAGAAGACGGGCUUGGCAAUAUUUACGCCGAGCAUAGCAGAUCUAUCUCUAACGCAGAUCCAGGAUUGCUGUCUCGAGGCCAGUUUCAAGAAGAGCAGACACAGUCUCCAAUGGACACAGCCUUCAACGCUUCACAAAUGGUGCCCGAUGAAGAGUUCAAAGAAUUUAGCCCGGAGCCGUACGAAGGGUUGGAUCAGCUUCCCUGGGCAAUCCCUCAGUUGACCUAUAGUUCAUAUGACUCGACAACCGGCGUGGAGCAGCAACCAGAAUCGGAGAGGGAUCUUGGACCAGACAGUCUGCCUCAGAUUAGCCUAUCCAAAGCCAAUUUCAAUCGGUAUAUUGAAGAACCUCAACCGGAGAAUGAUGAUGAAGGUGGAGGUGGCGAUGGGGGUGGGGUUGGUGAUGGAGGUGGAGGUGGCUUUUCUGAAAGUUCCAGCUGGCGUCAAGUCUCUAACCUGAUGAAAGGAGUUACCACUUCGACAGAAACAGAAAAUAAGACAUCAGUCUUCAUUCCAGCACUUCAGAAGGGAGAAUUGCACAGAAAGGAUGGAAAUAUGACGGCAGGCCCAGACUAUUCACGGCAGAACUGGGCAGACUUUUAUCGCCCAGAAUGGAUAGAUCCCACAUCUGGCUCUCAGUCUUUGGAAGAAGAUGCAACACAUAACUCUCAAGUUCGGUCUGAGGAUGGCCAUCCAUUAAUAGUGGAGACUGUUCCAUCGCAUAAUUACAUGGAUGAAGAAUACCAUCAGGACAGUCAAGGAGGCAGCCAUGUGAAUGCGACAAAUACCGAAAAAGAAACACAGCCAAUAGCCUUCGCAUUGAAUGGAAUGACUUUGAAUCUCGAUGAUCAGGAGGGUCUCAAGGGAAAAUCCAUCAGUAUUCGUACGGGAGAUCGAGGGUCUAUUCGACUUGAUAAUCCCGAUGGGCCGACCCCGGCACCCAACCGAUCUUCAAACUCAUAUGUGGAAGAUUCCCCCUACUAUGAUAAGACGGGCGGUAGUAUUCGUCGACAGGCACCAGAGAAUGGGCGGCAUACACGCGAUCGCAAAAUCGACCAUCGGCCAGAUUCACAUCAAAGCUCACAGCCAUGGAAAAUUCCCGAGCUGAAUGUGGUUCCCCCACCAGGUGAUGAGGCUGACACAAAAGAAGAGCCUGUAUUGCGUUCUAGCCCAGCUCUUGACAGUGGCUCUCUUGUGUCCUGGGGACAAGCUGAAACGCAGGGGUAUGGAAUCCCAUCUGAUGAUGAACCGGAUGAAAACCGACCACAGGUACAAACAGAAGAAAGGGUUCCGAGACGUCGUGAGCGUGACUCUGCCGGCUCUGCAAACAGACAUGGACGAAGACCGGGUAUAUCAUUUCCAGACUACGAGAGCUUCUCUGAUUACUACAUGAAAAAAGAGGACCACGGGCCCCAGAGAGAACUAGCAUUGGAAGAGCUUCCAGAGCCGAGAAGCUCGGAAAUUCUUUUCGACGGGAUCAAACUCUCAUCUCAAUUUUUUAUUCACAAUGUCUCAGCCAGGUGA
Molecule: messenger RNA, 1695 nt
Organism: Penicillium malachiteum
Lineage: Eukaryota; Fungi; Ascomycota; Eurotiomycetes; Eurotiales; Aspergillaceae
Exons: 1
Coding region: 1-1695 (564 amino acids)
Source: RefSeq, a predicted model, not a curated record